CUUUGGUUCUUGUUGCAUACUCUGAUAUUGCUACAUCAAGAUUGGUAAAGUUUAAAGAAAAAUUUAAAGGUCCUUAUUAUAUAUAUCAGAAAUUAGAAAAUGGUGCUUAUAAACUACAAACUAAAGAAUAUGACCGAGUUCUUAAGCUAUAUAUUAAUAGUCAACGACUUAAACUAUACUAUGAUCAAACUUUAUUUGAACCUACAAUUAUUAUAAAUUAG
Racocetra persica is the source of this 221-nucleotide messenger RNA. The record is from the annotation of a GenBank genome assembly. NCBI's taxonomy places the organism in Eukaryota, Fungi, Glomeromycota, Glomeromycetes, Diversisporales, Gigasporaceae.